Morchella sextelata is the source of this 288-nucleotide messenger RNA. RefSeq lists its product as uncharacterized. Lineage: Eukaryota; Fungi; Ascomycota; Pezizomycetes; Pezizales; Morchellaceae. The transcript has a single exon. The coding region runs from base 1 to 288 and encodes 95 amino acids. The record is from RefSeq and is a predicted model, not a curated record.
AUGUCCGCCCGCACCGAAUGCACCACCCACUUCCUCGCCACCGGCGAGUACUGCCCCGUCUGCGACCUCACCUCCGUCGAGAUCGUCAUCUGGUUCGGUCGCUGGAUGUGGUCCAACAGCCCCCCCGUCAUCGGCGCAGAGUCAAAACAUAAUAUCAAGCUCUGGGAUGAUGAUGUCGACCGGUGGGACUACAAGACACCCUGGUGGAAGCGGUUGAGGAAGGGGAAGCCUAAGAAUGGGAAGGUCCACGUGCCGAAGGGGACGGAUCCGGCGUGGCAUUGGGGUUAG